Messenger RNA from Stylonychia lemnae, 3069 nucleotides. The record is from the annotation of a GenBank genome assembly. NCBI's taxonomy places the organism in Eukaryota, Ciliophora, Spirotrichea, Sporadotrichida, Oxytrichidae.
AUGUCCGAUCAAAUCAAGCUAGACAGUCAAACCUUUUUCGAAAAGGUCCAAAAGAUACUCCAAACAUGGAAUUAGGUCCAUGAUUCCAAAGAUGCACUUCUUUUUGUUUUAGGCAAGAUCGGAGACGGAUCAAAGAGGCCUCUUACCUCAGACUUCUUCAUUUGGCUACUUAAUUAUGAGUUCCCUGAGACUAUUCUUCUCAUCACAAAAGAAAAAAUUGUUUUUGCGGUAUCCCCAAAAAAGAAGCAAAUUUUGGACUAGAUGAGGUAGCCUGAAGACUACAAAGGACCCUCACUUGAGAUCUUAGUGAGAGAUCCAAAGUAGGAUAACACAUCUGAAGUCAUAAAACAACUUCUAUCGCACAUCAAGGCUUCACCAGCCAAAGUAGGAGUUUUCCUAAAGGAUUAGGAAGAUGGAGAGAUUACCUAGUAAGUACUUUAAGCUCUUGAAGACAAGGGCAUGAUGAAGCAAGAACUCAAGGAUUUCAUCGAUAAAGUGAACAUGGUCAAAAUUAAGCCUGAAGUUGACAAUAUGAGGAUUGCAGCUAAAUUUGUAAAGUGGACUUUUGACAACCUUGUCAAUGAGAUUGAGGAUAUUAUUGAGAUUGAGAAGCAAGUAAAGCAUGAGACCAUUUCUAAAAAGGUUGAGAACAUGCUCGAGGAUGAGAAAAAGCUUGAUAAAUUCCUCAAAGCUAAUCCAGGUGUGGAGUCUACUUUCCUUGAGUACCCUUUGUCAGUGUUGGUCCAGAGUGGAGACAAUUUCACUUUAAACAAGCUUAAUGUUUAAAGUGAUAGUAACAAACUCAAUCAUGAGACCAUUUAUUUGAAUGUUUGUGGCAAGUAUUAGGACAUGAAUGUAAUGGCAGGCAGAACUCUUAUUGUAAAUCCCUAAGAUGACUAGAAGAAAGCGUAUAAUAUCGCAUUCGAAGCCUUAGAUGUAGUCAUUAAAAAUUUGAUUGUAGGACAACCUAUAAAGAAUGCCUAUUCAGAGGCAAAGAAGUUUAUUAAGGAAAAAGAUUCUAAUCUCGCAUCUAGAUUACAUACCAAUCUUGGUUUUGGAAUUGGCUGGUACAUUAAGGAAGACUUGCUUCUGAUCAACGAGACUAAUGAGACACUUGUAAGAAAUAACAUGGCAUUCCAUGUCAAAAUUACACUCACAGAAGUCAACAAGAAACCAUCAAGGUCUAUUAUAGCUAUUGGUGAGACUGUUCUGAUUGAUUCUGAGGAUGUAAGCUUACAAUACCUAAAAUAUUUUUCACAGUAAGAUGACGAAGAUGUAAAAAUGAAGGAUGAUAACAAGAAUGAUAAGCCAUCGAAGGAUGACAUUCUGAGAAACGCCAAAACAGACUUAUUUACUUCCUCCAGAUUAAGAACUAAGAAUGUAGACCAGCACAAUAAUGAGGAAUAACGUAAGAAAUCCUAGGAAUACCUUAUUGCUAAGAAAUUGGAGGAACUUAAGAAGAGAUAUGAGAACGGUGAGAUAGUUCAAACUUCAAAAAAAGAAAAGGUCAAAAAGAUGGGCUAGAUAUAAUCUUAUCAGAAUGAAAAGUAAUUCCCUAGAGAUAUCAAGCCAGGCCUUCUUUACGUCGACAAAGCUCAUGACAGUAUCCUUGUACCUGUUAACCAAAACUCGUUUGUUCCUUUCCACGUUGCUACUAUUAAGAAUGUCUCAACUACACAAGAAGGUUAGUGGACUUUCUUAAGAUUAAAUUUCCACAUUCCAGGUGGAUCAACCCUACAAUUCCCAGCUUAAAAUGAGCCACAAUCUUUGUUUGUAAAAGAGCUAACUUUGAAAAAUCUCUCAAGAGGUGGAGAAAAUCAUCUCAAUAAUGCUUUCAAGCAAAUUAAGGAUCUUAUUAAGAAAGUAAAGUCACAAGAACAAGAGGAAAAUGUCAAAAAUAAUGAGGCAUAAGUAGAUUCUUCUGAGGAGCUAAUCACAAUCAAGGGUAAAAAGGAACUGCUAGAGAACCUAGUUAUCAGGCCUAAUAUUGUUGGCAAAAAAACUGUAGGUAAUUUGGAAAUUCAUUAGAAUGGAGUAAGAUUUACCUCAUAGAAGGGGCAUAAUGUAGACAUUACUUUCUCAAAUAUCAAGCACGCUUUCUAUUAGCCGUGUGCAGAAGAUGAGCUCAUUGUUAUUAUUCACUUCCAUCUUAAGAAUCCAAUAAUGGUUGGAACCAAAAAAGUAACUGAUGUUCAAUUCUUUAAAGAAGCAGGAGUUGCUGCUGAUGAUCUUGACAUGAAAUCAGCCAGAAAAAGACUCAACGAUAUGGAUGAACUUGAGUAAGAGGAAAGAGAAAGACAACAAAAGAUCAAGCUGAAUGCUAGAUUUGCUGGCUUUGUUAAACUUGUUGAAUAAGUUGCUUCAAAGAAUAGAGCAAAUAUUGAGUUUGAUAUUCCAUUCGAUGAAAUUGAUUUCUACGGUUGCCCAAACAAAUCAGUUGUCAAAGUAAGACCAACUAAGAACUGCCUCAUUGCCAUCAGUGAGUAUCCAUUCUUUGUGAUUGACAUUGAUGAAAUUGAAACUGUCCAUUUUGAAAGACUGCAAUUUGGUAUUAAAAACUUUGAUAUGGCUAUAAUAUUCAAGGAUUUUACAAACUUCAAAAGAAUAAACUCUAUUCCUAUUGAGCAUAUCGAGACCAUUAAAAGUUAUUUAGAUGAGAUCGGUAUUAUAUACUCUGAAAGCAUUAUUCCAAUGAACUGGGCUAAUGUACUGUAAUAAAUAAGAGAGGACUUUGAGGCAUUCUUAGAAGAAGGAGGCUGGAAAUUCCUACAAGAUGAUGAUCAAGAAAGCGAUGAUGAAGAUGAGGAAGAUGAAGAUAAGGAGUUUGUAGUAGAAGAAGAUGAAGUGGAAAGUUUAUCAAGCGAGAGCGACUUCUCAGAUGACGAUGAUGAUGAUGAAAUGUCAAGUUCUGACUUCGAUAGUGAAGAGGAAUUGUCAGAGGAGGGUCUCUCUUGGGAGGAAAUGGAGAAACAGGCUGAAGAGGAGGAUAGAAGAGCUGCUGCCAGAAGAUAGGGAAGAGACGUCCCAGUCUUAACUAGCAAAAGAAGACCAGCUGGAGGUCGCAGAUGA